Molecule: messenger RNA, 1668 nt
Organism: Triticum turgidum subsp. durum (durum wheat)
Lineage: Eukaryota; Viridiplantae; Streptophyta; Magnoliopsida; Poales; Poaceae
Source: the annotation of a GenBank genome assembly
AUGUUAACUUCUUUCACUGUCUCUGUAGUUUUGUACAGCCCUUUCUUUCAAUACGUAUUUCCUGCACAUCUAGUAAGCGCUGUUCUACAUAUAACAAACAACACGUCAACACUUGAAAUGCUUACUCAUAAGGAUGGCAUCCAGAUGAGGAUGAACUCAUGGCAGGACGGCGUCGCCGGCACCAACUGCCCAAUCCCUCCCGGAUGGAACUGGACCUACCAGUUCCAGCUCAAAGACCAGAUCGGAAGCUUCUUCUACUUCCCUUCGCUCGGCCUCCAGCGGGCUGCGGGCGGCUACGGCCCUGUAACCGUCAACAACCGCGCCGUUGUGCCCGUCCCCUUCAACCAGCCUGAUGGCGACAUCACCUUGUUCAUUGGAGAUUGGUACACCAAGAGCCACACGGAACUGAGGGACAUGCUAGAUGAUGGCAAGGAUCUUGGGAUACCUGAUGGGAUUCUGAUAAAUGCAAAGGGCCCUUACAGAUAUGACACCACACUGGUUCCAGAAGGCCUUCAAUAUGAGAUUGUUGGAGUUGAGCCAGGCAAAACAUAUCGCUUCCGCGUUCACAAUGUUGGCACCUCAACCAGCCUGAACUUCAGAAUCCAGAACCACAACAUGCGUCUCGUAGAGGCUGAAGGAACAUACACUUAUCAGCAGAAUUACACCAACCUCGACAUACAUGUCGGACAAUCAUAUUCUUUCUUGGUGACCAUGGACCAAAAUGCAAGUACAGACUAUUACAUCGUGGCAAGCCCGAGGUUUGUGAGCAGCGAAGCUCGCUGGCACGAUGUCAAUGGUGUAGCAAUCCUGCAGUACUCAAACUCCAAAGGCAGUGCUUCUGGCCCCCUCCCUGAUGGUCCAGAUGACUUCUACGACAAGUACUAUUCCAUGAACCAGGCAAGGUCUAUCAGGAUGAAUGUGAGUUCCGGUGCUGCACGUCCAAAUCCACAGGGAUCAUUCCGCUACGGCUCGAUCAACAUCACGCAGACCUUUGUGUUGAAGAAUGAGUCACCCUUGCGCAUUGACGGGAAGCGUCGAAAGACGAUAAACAGAGUGUCGUACUCACCUCCUGAGACUCCACUGAGGCUUGCUGAUCUCCACAACCUUACAGGGGUCUACAAAACUGACUUCCCCACAAUGCCAAGCAAUGCGCCACCAAGGAUGGCUUCAUCUGUGCUAAAUGCUUCUUACAAGGGCUUCCUCGAGAUGGUCUUCCAGAACAAUGAAACCGAUGUUCAGACCUACCAUCUGGAUGGUUAUUCAUUCUUUGUAGUCGGGAUGGACUAUGGUGAGUGGACGCCAAACAGCAGGGGUUCAUACAACAAGUGGGAUGCCAUCUCUCGCAGUACUACACAGGUCUUCCCGGGAGGGUGGACUGCUGUUCUGGUGUCGCUCGACAACGUAGGCAUCUGGAAUAUACGUGCCGAGAAGCUGGACAAUUGGUACAAUGGGCAAGAGGUUUAUGUGAAAGUUGCUGAUCCACUGGGCUACAACGUCACCGAAAUGAUCGCUCCAAACAACACUCUCUACUGUGGUCUGCUGGAACACUUGCAAAAGCCACAGAUACAUGAGACAAGCAAGAAGUCAUCAGGGCAUGCCGUGGCUCGAUGGAGCACCCAGCUUCUCGCAACCGUGUCACUGAUUGUCACAGCUGUGAUUUGCAGUUAA